This is a messenger RNA of Herpailurus yagouaroundi (jaguarundi), 1686 nucleotides long. It is a transcript of the gene FIBCD1, whose product is annotated as fibrinogen C domain containing 1. The coding region runs from base 188 to 1648 and encodes 486 amino acids. The transcript is spliced from 9 exons. Lineage: Eukaryota; Metazoa; Chordata; Mammalia; Carnivora; Felidae. The record is from RefSeq and is a predicted model, not a curated record.
CUCCCGGAGCCGGCUGAAGGCGGGCUGGAGGCGGGCUGCCCGCUGCGGUUUGCCGCCCUCCCGGCUGGCCCCAGGGGCCUGGGGCCGGUUCUGCCCCUUUAUCUGGGCCUUUUCGGAGGUGGAGUGAACUAUCGCAGGCCUCCGGGCGGCGCGCCUCGCCGGGCGCCCCCGCCAGUCCUGCCGGAAGAUGGUCAACGACCGGUGGAAGACCAUGGGCGGCGCUUCCCAACUUGAGGACCGGCCGCGUGACAAGCCGCAGCUCUCUCUUCCCGAGUCUGCACGGCAGACACCCACGUGUGGGGCAGGGCGUGUCAUUAUUGCCUCCACUUUACAGCGGCCAAGCUGCGGCUACGUGCUGUGCGCGGUGCUGCUCUCGCUGGCGGUGCUGCUGGCCGUGGCCGUCACGGGCGCCGUGCUCUUCCUGAACCACACCCACGUGCCAGGCACGGCGCCCCCGCCCGUCGUCAGCACCGGGCCCGCAGGUGCCAACAGCGCCCUGGUCACCGUGGAGAGGGCCGACAGCUCGCGCCUCAGCAUUCUCAUCGACCCGCGCUGCCCCGACCUCGCCGACGGCUUCGCCCGCCUGGAGGGCGCCCAGGCCUCCGUGCUGCAGGCCCUGGCGGAGCUUCAGGCCCGGCCGAGGCUGGCGGGCGGGCGGGAGCGGGAGCUUCUGGACACGCUGGCGGACCAGCUGCCCCGGCUGCUGGCCCGGGCGUCCGAGCUGCAGGCGGAGUGUGUGGGGCUGCGGAAGGGCCUCGGCGUGCUGGGCCAGGGGCUCGGCGCCCUGCAGAGCGAGCAGGGCCGCCUCAUCCAGCUUUUCUCCGAGAGUCAAGGCCACAUGGCUCACCUGCUGAACUCGGUCAGUGACGUACUAGACGCCCUGCAGAGGGACCGGGGGCUGGGCCGGCCCCGCGUCAAGGCUGACCUUCAGAGGGCACCUGCCAGGGGAUUGCGGCCCCGGGGCUGCGCCAGCGGCCCUCCGCCACGCGACUGCCUGGACGUGCUCCUGAGCGGACAGCAGGAGGAUGGCAUUUACUCAGUCUUCCCCACACACUACCCUGCCGGCUUCCAGGUCUACUGUGACAUGCGCACGGACGGCGGCGGCUGGACGGUGUUUCAGCGCCGGGAGGACGGCUCCGUGAACUUCUUCCGAGGCUGGGAAGCGUACCGGGACGGCUUCGGCAAGCUCACGGGGGAGCACUGGCUAGGGCUCAGGAGGAUCCACGCUCUGACCACGCAGGCCGCCUACGAGCUCCACGUGGACCUCGAGGACUUCGAGAACGGCACGGCCUACGCCCGCUACCGGAGCUUUGGCGUGGGCUUGUUCUCCGUGGACCCGGAGGAAGACGGCUACCCGCUCACCGUGGCCGACUACUCGGGCACUGCAGGGGACUCCCUCCUGAAGCACAGCGGCAUGAGGUUCACCACCAAGGACCGCGACAGUGACCACUCGGAGAACAACUGCGCGGCCUUCUACCGCGGCGCCUGGUGGUACCGCAACUGCCACACGUCCAACCUGAACGGGCAGUACCUGCGGGGCGCGCACGCCUCCUACGCCGACGGCAUCGAGUGGUCCUCCUGGACCGGCUGGCAGUACUCGCUCAAGUUCUCCGAGAUGAAGAUCCGGCCGGUCCGCGAGGACCGCUAGCUGGGCGCUCCCCACCCCGGCCCCCCGCCCCCCCCCAU